AUGCCUCCCUCCUCGGGAAUCUAUCUCACGGAAAGGAUUCCCUCGCGCCGUGGACAAGAAGACAGCAAACGACGCAGAGACCAGUCAUCUCCCAAUCGUUCCGUACCAGUCAGAAAGCGAGCAAAAACCCAAUCAACUGUGCCUCUCAGUCGCUCCUCCACUGCCCAGCUUUACGUACGAGAUUUGGAACGAAUUCCUCCUCGCCUCGGUAACCUGUCCCGAUCGAGCUUGCCACAAAGAUUGUGCUCCGCGGCCCGGUCUCCUUCUUCCCCCUUUGGACGGGGCGCUGUCUCUCCAACAUAUGUCCUGGCAUAUACUAGGACAUAUGCCAGGUGCUUGUUCGAGAUGGGCCAUCCAGCGCCUUGGACGAAGGGCGUCCCAACUGUACGGAUCGGGCCCACUGGACGAAAAAGAUGUGCUCAGACACCGAGAGGCACGCGCCCGCAUGCCACUGCGCUUUGCUCGACAGGCGAUGCGGGAUGCCAUCUCCGCCAGCCGAUGCCCACAUCGCCCUUGCACUGUCUGUGUGAGUGA
Colletotrichum paranaense is the source of this 534-nucleotide messenger RNA. RefSeq lists its product as uncharacterized. The transcript has a single exon. The record is from RefSeq and is a predicted model, not a curated record. Bases 1 to 534 code for a protein of 177 amino acids. Lineage: Eukaryota; Fungi; Ascomycota; Sordariomycetes; Glomerellales; Glomerellaceae.